Salvia miltiorrhiza (redroot sage) is the source of this 2542-nucleotide messenger RNA. Its product is annotated as long-chain-alcohol oxidase FAO4A. Gene Ontology annotation, molecular function: flavin adenine dinucleotide binding; long-chain-alcohol oxidase activity. The record is from RefSeq and is a predicted model, not a curated record. NCBI's taxonomy places the organism in Eukaryota, Viridiplantae, Streptophyta, Magnoliopsida, Lamiales, Lamiaceae.
ACUCAUUACUCCCAUACAAUUAAUUCAUUCAUCACUCAUCAGUAAUAAGUGACUAAAAGCAGAUGCACUGCAAUUCUUCAACUUAGUAAGCAACCAAAUAUAUAUAGGUAGGGGCUGCUCUCCCUCUCCCUCUCACUGUGUGUGAAGAAACAAAGGAGAGAAAGAAUAAUGGCAAAGCGUGUAGAGGAAUGUCCAUUUUCAGCUGGCCAAAUGGAGGCCUUGACUGCUUUAUGCGACACCUUCCUUACCCUCCAUCUCUCUCUCUCGUGAUGAUCACCAGCGAUGCUUCAGUCUCUCAAUUCUUUCAAGCAUUCAGCUUCCAUGGCUGGAACUCCCCAAAAUCUGGCUGUGCUGAUGGGAGUAAAGAUCAAACACCCCAAGAUUUAUCUGAGCAAGAUUGCACUGUGGCUGCUGUCAACAUGGAUAGGCACCUUCAUAUUAUGUGGGAGGCAAAGUUUAUCUCCCCAUUUCCCAUAUUUCCAGAGGUUCUCACAGCUCCCAUCUCAAAACAGGCGACACAUUCUGCUCUCAUGGUCUCAGAGCCACUUGUUCCUCUUGAGACUCUUAUACACCGCCGCCAAAACCUUCACCCUCCUCCUAUACUUCUCUCAGGUGAAUGAGAAGGGAGAGAACAUUUCUUGGAAAGCAAUAGGCUACUGCAGGCCGGAUUUCAAACACGAGGAGAGGUCAAGCUCGAGCCCUUACUGCCGUGGUGUCAUCGAGUUAGGCCGUGACAAGGAUGCAGCCGAUUCGUGCCUGCAAAAAUCGGGCUUCCCGGUGUCUGUACCGCCUCCCAAGAGCACGACCACGACCCCAUCGCUCGUUAUCAAGUGCGAUGUGGUCGUAGUUGGCUCUGGCGCGGGAGGCGGGGUUGUGGCCGGAGUCCUCGCCAAAGCCGGAUACAAGGUGCUUGUGCUAGAAAAGGGAAGCUAUGUGCCGAGAAACGAGCUCUCACUUCUCGAGGGAGAAGCCAUGGAUGAAAUGUACCUCGGCCACGGGGCGUUGGCUACCGAGAACAUGGACGUUAUCAUACUCGCAGGCUCCACCGUGGGUGGCGGCACCACCAUAAACUGGUCGGCCGCCAUCCGGACUCCACCGCAUGUUAGAAAAGAUUGGAGUGAAAACUAUGGACUAGAGCUUUUUGGUAGCAAAAUGUAUGACAACGCAUUGGAUGUGGUGUGUGAGAGGAUGGGAGUUCAAUCCGAAUUUGAGGAGGAAGGGCUCAACAACAUGGUGUUGAGAAGAGGGUGUGAGAACUUGGGCUACGACGUCGAGACCAUCCCGCGAAACGCGCCGCCCGAUCACUACUGCGGCUCGUGCUGCCUCGGCUGCAAAGACGGCAAGAAGAAGGGCGUGACGGAGACGUGGCUCGCGGACUUGGUCGAGUCGGGCAACGGGAAACUCCUCCCCGGGUGCGAGGCCACGGAGGUCGUGGUCACGCGCCGGAACGGCGCGAGACGCGCCUCCGGGGUGGCGUUCGCGUUCCGCAACGGCGACGGAGGGGGGGCGAGGGAGACGGCCUUCGCGGAGGCGCGGGCGACCGUGGUGGCGUGCGGGGCGAUCUGCACGCCGCCGCUCCUGAGGAGGAGCGGCCUCCGGAACGCGAGCAUCGGGAGGAACCUGCACCUCCACCCGGUGGUGAUGGGGUGGGGCCACUUCCCCGACGGCGCGUGGCCGGAGGCCGCCAAGAGGAGCUACGAGGGGCCCAUCAUGACGGCGAUGACGAGGGUCGUCGCCGAUCACGAGGGGUCGGGGUCGGGGUACGGGACGAUCAUCCAGACCCCGGCCCUGCACCCGGGGAUGUUCUCCGCCGUGACGCCGUGGCGCUCGGGCGGAGACAUUAAAACGAGGCUGCUCAAGUUCUCGAGAACGGUUCACAUAUUCGCACUGGCAAGGGAUAGAGGAUCGGGAGCUGUGACGAGUCCGGAUCGGAUCAGUUACAAAAUGGAGGGUUGUGAUGAGGAGAACUUGAGCAGGGGGCUGGAGAGGGUGCUGAGGAUUCUGGCGGCGGCGGGGGCGGAGGAGGUGGGGACGCAGCACACAGGGAAGGUGAUGAAGGUGAAGGGGGCGAGCGCGGAGGAGGUGGAGAGGUUCGUGAAGGAGGAGAGCGCGAGGCCGUUGAGGAAGCUGGCGAGCCCCAUAUGCUCGGCGCAUCAGAUGGGGAGCUGCAGGAUGGGGGUGGACCCGAGCGAGUCGGCUGUGGGGCCCACGGGGGAGACGUGGGAGGUGGCGGGGCUCUACAUUGCGGAUUCCAGCGUGUUUCCGACUGCGCUGGGCGUGAAUCCGAUGGUGACGGUUCAGGCUAUUGCUUACUGCACCGCGCAAUCGAUGCUUGAAGCUCUGGCCAUGAACAUGAACGUCAACGUGUAGAUUCAAGUUUAUUACUAUUUAUGUGGUUUUGUAGUUGAUUGUAAUUUGCCUCUUGGCCCUGUGCGCCUCAUGUUUGGAAACUAGUAAGUAUUAGGUGGUAUUCAAAUCGCAAAAGCUUUUGUGUAGCCAUCUGCAUAAGUUGUUGAAUUGAUUUUUAUGUAAUUUGAGAUUA